Vicia villosa (hairy vetch) is the source of this 1299-nucleotide messenger RNA. Its product is annotated as probable WRKY transcription factor 19. Bases 2 to 934 code for a protein of 310 amino acids. The record is from RefSeq and is a predicted model, not a curated record. Lineage: Eukaryota; Viridiplantae; Streptophyta; Magnoliopsida; Fabales; Fabaceae. Gene Ontology annotation, biological process: defense response. The transcript has 3 exons.
CAUGGGCAGAGAAAUUGUGAGGCAGGAAUCAACAUUGAAGCCUGGAAGUCGCAGUAGAUUAUGGUUUAGUGAUGACAUUCUUCAUGUUUUGGAAGAAAACAAGGGAACUGAUUCAAUAGAAGUCAUAAUUGCUGACUUGCGCAAAGACAGAAAAGUGAAAUGGUGUGGAAAAGCCUUCGGACAAAUGAAGAACUUGAAAAUUCUUAUAAUAAGAAAUGGACGAUUUCCUCAAAGUCCUCAAAUUCUUCCAAAUAGUUUGAAAGUGCUUGAUUGGAGUGGAUACCAAUCAUCCUCCUUACCAUCCGAUUUUAAUCCCAAGAAUCUUGCAAUGCUUAACCUGCCUGAAAGUUGCUUCAAACAUUUUGAUUCAUUCAAGGUGUUUAAGAUGUUCAACUUUCUAGAUUUUGAAGGGUGCGAAUUUCUAACCGAAAUACCUAGCUUAUCUGGAGUACCAAAUUUGGGGGGACUGUGUGUCGAUUACUGCACUAAUUUAAAUAGAAUUCAUGAAUCAGUUGGGUUUCUUGACAGGCUUGUGUUAUUAAGUGCUCAAGGAUGCACCCAAUUAGAAACUCUGGUUCAUUUCAUCAACUUGCCAUCUUUAGAGACUUUAGAUCUUAGAGGUUGCUCAUGUCUUGAAAGGUUCCCUAAAGUACUCGGAGUAAUGGAGAAUAUAAAAGAUGUUUAUUUAGACCAGACUGCCAUAAAACAAUUGCCUAUUACAUUUGAAAAUCUUGUUGGACUCCAACGUUUGUUCUUGAGGAGAUGCCAGAGGAUGGUCCAGCUACCAAGCUAUAGAUUUCCCAAAUGUGAGAUAAUUACAGAUUAUGGUUGUAGAGGAUUUCGAUCAUUUGACAAUGAAGAAAAAGUGCGCCCAAAAGUGUUUGCAGAUGCCAUGCUUGUUCGUAAUGAAUAUGGAUGGUCCUACCUACCUUGAUAUGUAUUCUUGUUAUACAACCUCCAAUGAUUUCAUUGAAGUAUGUAGUCCUCUGAGUAAGUCAGAGUUCCCUAAAUUUAGGAAAUUAACGGGGAUCAUAAAUUUUAGUAAGCUUAAAAAGAACAAACUAUCAAUGUGUUUUGGGUUCCAAAAAAAAUUCCCCAGGAUAGCUCUAACGUGUGUUGUAGAAUCUGAAAAGCAUUUGGAUAACAUGGUGUUGAGUUUCGAGUUGAAUGUACUCAUCAAUGGCACUAAGCAACUCACUUCCUCAUGUGAAUACAUAUUUCAUACAACAAAAGAGACAGCACAAGCUCUUCGUUGAGAUGUACAAUGCAAAGUGGAGGGUUUAUUUUCAGAGAAUGAGU